GAUUCGUUUGGAGUUUGGACUUCCUUCCGCCUCCCCGACCGCGGCUGUUGCAACGAUCCAACCCCACCUCCCGCCGCCACCGCCCCCGCCCCCACCCCCGCGCCUUCGUCGUCAAGGCCGGGGUUCCUGCGGCCGCGUCUCCCUCCCCUCGCCCGUACCCACACUUGAUUAACGUGUCAGCUCGCUACCGGAGGCCCUCGCCAACUCGACUCGUACUCCCGUUCCCGGCGGCGAUCCGGCCGGCACCGGAACCCUAGGGUUCCAACGAAGCAGCGUUAUUUCUGGGUUCCAUUAUAGGAAAUUAGGAAUGAUGAGUCAUCAACAGCAAAUUGCCCCUCCUAGUAGGGGUUCUGUGAAUGGAUUCCCCCAUCUAAAGCUGGAUAGGGUGGGUAGUGGAAGGCAUGAAAGUAAAAUCGUGAGGUCAUCAUCUGGCGGUUUUACCAAUUCAGGAAAUGACAUCAAACUAGGGCAUGGAAGCCAUUCGAGGGACCGACUAAUCUAUGUUCUAACACAACUUAUUGGGCAUCAUGUCAACGUGCAUGUGAAAAAUGGCUCUAUAAUAUCUGGAAUUUUCCAUGCAACAAACUCUGACAAAGACUUCGGAGUAGUCUUAAAAAUGGCUCAGGUCAUAAAGGAUGGUUCUGCCAGAGGACAAAGAUUUGCUUCUGAUGUUGUAAAGAAACCUGAGACUAUGAUAAUACCAGCAAGGGAGCUUGUACAAGUUUUUGCCAAGGAUGUAGCACUUGGCGGUGAUGAGCUGCCAAAAGGUCCUGGUCAUGACAAAAGGAAGGACUUGCUGAUUGAUUCUGCCAUUUCCCGCUCUCAUUACCUUGAAGAGAGGGAACUUGAGCGCUGGGCACCAGAUGAAGGAGAUUCAGAGUGUAUCGAACUGGAGAAGUAUGACAGAAAGGGAAAUAGGAGCUGGGAUCAGUUCGAAACCAAUGCAGCCUUGUUUGGGGUAAAGAGUACAUUCAAUGAAGAAAUUUAUACCACAAAGCUUGAGAGAGGUCCUCAUAUGAGAGAGCUUGAAAAGCAUGCUUCGAGAAUAGCUAGAGAAAUAGAAGGAGAAGAUACCAAAGAUAUUCAUCUUGCAGAGGAGAGAGGCUUAUUCCUGGGUGAUGACUUGGACCAUGAUGAAGAGAUAAAAUAUUCAGCAGUGCGUAGAGACACCGAUAACAGCAAGUACAAGCCACCAUUUACUAAUGUCCCAAGCAGUACAUACCAAGUUGAUUUGUUUAACAGGACAGUCAAUAUUGUUCCCAAGGAUUUGCUGGGAUGUUCAUCAACAAUGGAUGAAGAAUCAUCAUCCCACAUAUUUGAUGAUAUUGAUGCAUCUGCCACUAUUCAAACCAAUAGCGUUAGACAGCCAACAUCUGAUUACCUUCCAGAUAGACUCUCGUCCAAUGAUGAAAACAGGUUGGACAGAAAGCUGAGCAAAGGGAGUAAUGAAAAUAUGGAUAAGAGAAAGUUGCAACCUGAGAAUAAUUUAUCUGAUGGUGCAAGACCUCUUAUUUCUGAAGGGUCGGAUGGGCCACCCUCAAGUUCAUAUGCAUAUGAACCCUCAUCUUCUGGCCAAGGAUUCAAAUCUCCAGAAACACCUGAUUUGACAGUAUCUGUCAAACAUCCUUCUAAGACGGAACAUGUGAUUAACUCUCAAAGACCUGGUAGUUCAACAUCGUCAACAUCAGAGCGCAUUGCUGCAAACUCAGCUGCGAGUGCUCUUGGCUUGUCACCAAGCUCUUCAAUAGGAUCCCUUACCUCUGAAAAAUCAACUUUGAACCCUAAUGCUAAGGAAUUCAAGCUAAAUCCUAAUGCCAAGAGUUUCACUCCGUCAGCAUCUUUGAGGCCACCACACCCUGCAUCAUCUGAUGCAUCAUAUUACUAUACUAAUAACAUUCCAGCAGCACCACUUGGACCUGGUUUGCCAGUGGGCAUGGGGUUCCCACCGGCAUAUGGCACCCAGCCUGUCAUGUAUAAUGCUCAACCUGGAGCAUCACAGCAGGGUUACAUGCAUCCUGUUGGUCUACAGUAUGGGCAGCAGAUGAUGAUGGGAGGAGGGCAGAAUCGUCCUGUUUAUUAUUAUGCGCCUGAGAUGCAACAAUACAGAGGAAGAAACUUCUAGAUAUACUAUUUUGAACUGCUGCUAGGUGAAAGUCACAACAAUCCCCACAAGUGGGAUAAUGACCCGGCAAAAGCCGCUAUUAGAAUGGAAAGAACUGGUGAUGAUCUCCCUGACUGUCGCUCCGAUUCCUUGGACAAAAAGCCCCAUCGACUUUGUGUUGCUUGGUUGCCUGGUCAAAAAGCUCUUCAUUGUUCUGUCACUGUUGCUCAGAAGCAGGUUGACUGGAUUUUUUUUAUGUUUUUUGUCAGACUUCUGUUGUAAAUUAAAUUGUGGGUCAUCUGUUCGACCCAGAAAUGACAUUCAUAAGGGCUAGUGUGGUGACAGAAAAUUGAAGGGGAUCCAUAGAAGAGAAUCCACUUGCUAUUCAAUUUUGAAUAGCAAGUGGAUUCUCUUCAUGGAUCUAUUUUAAUUUCUCGGUCACCAAAUCAGUCCUAAAUGUUUGAGAUUGCCCCAUAUUACAUUUAUGUGUUCUUUGACGCUUGUUCUAAUGUAAACUUUAAAUGGAAUUCUCAGCUGAAAUGGAUUAAAAUUGCUGA
Molecule: messenger RNA, 2658 nt
Organism: Zea mays
Lineage: Eukaryota; Viridiplantae; Streptophyta; Magnoliopsida; Poales; Poaceae
Product: polyadenylate-binding protein-interacting protein 4
Exons: 15
Coding region: 308-2122 (604 amino acids)
Biological process (GO): cytoplasmic stress granule assembly
Cellular component (GO): cytoplasmic stress granule
Molecular function (GO): mRNA binding
Source: RefSeq, a predicted model, not a curated record